Molecule: messenger RNA, 447 nt
Organism: Striga hermonthica
Lineage: Eukaryota; Viridiplantae; Streptophyta; Magnoliopsida; Lamiales; Orobanchaceae
Source: the annotation of a GenBank genome assembly
AUGUUCUCUACUUCAGAUCAGAUUGAUUUGUCUAGCUUUUUAUCCAGCGGGUCGGGUCAAGAAAACUCGAUGAGUUUACCAGUGCCGAGCAAUGUUCGGGAAGCUGAGGAUAAUAAUGUUGUCAGAAAUAAGCCGAAAUCGGGUAGGAAAAAGAAGUACAUUCCACCAAGAGUAGCAUUUCACACGAGGAGUGCAGAAGAUAUUCUUGAUGAUGGGUACAAAUGGAGAAAGUAUGGGCAGAAAUCUGUUAAGAAUACCGUCCAUCCAAGGAGCUAUUACCGGUGCACGCAUCACACGUGCAAUGUGAAGAAGCAGAUACAAAGGCUGUCGAAGGAUACUGGAAUUGUCGUGACAACUUACGAAGGCAUUCACAACCAUCCCUCAGAAAAACUAAUGGAAACGCUGAGCCCCCUUCUCAAGCAGCUUCAGUUCCUGUCCAGAUUCUGA